Messenger RNA from Pseudozyma flocculosa PF-1, 3423 nucleotides. RefSeq lists its product as uncharacterized. Lineage: Eukaryota; Fungi; Basidiomycota; Ustilaginomycetes; Ustilaginales; Ustilaginaceae. The record is from RefSeq and is a predicted model, not a curated record. The coding region runs from base 1 to 3423 and encodes 1140 amino acids. The transcript is spliced from 3 exons. Gene Ontology annotation, molecular function: DNA binding; ATP hydrolysis activity. Gene Ontology annotation, cellular component: nucleus.
AUGAAACAGGCCACCCUGCCAUUUGGCGGUCGUGACCCUCCCCCAUCACAGAUCCAACACCUGCCGGACAACCCGCCCUCCUCGCUCCCUACCACGCCGCCACCCGCCAAUGCCAGCGGCGAUGCCGGCACACAGAGCUGGCCAUCGACGCCGCCCCCGUCCGUCGCUCCGGCCUCGAACAAGGAUCAGCUCGCCGCUCACUUGAAGGAAAACGGCGGCGUCGAUCCGUCUAGCCUACACCCCCUCUUUCGUCCAAAGCCACAGCCACAGCCCCAGACGCAGCCGCAGCCGGCGGAACCCGACCCCGAUGCGGACCAGAGCAGCACACCCGGUCCCAGCCGCCCAACCCGCUCCAGCCGCGCAAAGGCGCCCGUAUCCUACCGCGAGGACCUCAAGGCCGUGCUGCGCGCAGAUGCAAAGCUAGAGGCUUCGCUGCUCAAGGACCAGGCCGAAGUCGGCAAGCCAAAGAGGAAGCGCCCGAGCAGGCCUGGUUCUGCCUCGGCCUCGUCGCUCGUCGAUCCAGCCGUCGCAGUGACCCCGAAGCAGAACGGAGAUAUCCCGGAACUGGAUGGAGACGAUGACGGCGGCGACAUCGAGAUCGUGCACAGCAACAUGGCUGGCCCAUCGCCUGCUUUCGCGGCAGACAAGCCAAAACGAAGCGACAGGCUCAGCCUCGAUGUCCGCGGCACCAUUUCCACCAAGCCAGACGUGAAACCCCACCCGUUCUUCGCCAUGAGGGACAAAGCUCAGAGGCCCCCUCCGCCAGCAGCAGCAGCGACCCCUGCCUCCGAGACCGACGACGAGAUGCCGCAGCUUGUCUCCAAGGGCAAGGCAAAAGCCAGACCGCCGCCAGCACCCCUGCCGCCGAUGCGCCAGGAGCCACCGCGGUGGAGUCUGUUUGCGCAAAAAGGCGGGUCGGCCUGUUCUGGCUCUGCCGCACGCAAUGUGCGAUCCAAGGCGCCGCUCGAAGCUGCCUGGCCCGGGCGCGGCGAGGCGCACGUCAGGAACCUGUGGCCGCCUGAAGAGCAGGCGCUGCAGUGGGCCAAGCAGAAGGCCGCUGCCUAUACGUCGGACUCGGAGUCGUCGCGCAAGGCACGGCAGGAGCGACGCACGGCGGGAGGGCAGACCAUGCCAGACGUACCCUUGGCCAGCCGCAUAGCGAGGCAGAGGAUCCCCAUCAACGGCACGCAUCGAACGACGAGACACUGCCCAGCAGCAUCGUCAGCCGAGGCAGUGCGACGCCAGAUCGACCUGUCCGCCUGGGCGUCGGCCGACGGCUCGCUGCCCUCGAGCUUCCAGCAUCUGCUCGACCUGGUGGACCGCCAUACCGACCGCCGUCCUGCGCGCACGUCGCAGCACCUUCUCAACGACGCCUUCCGCCCGCAGACCGCAUCCGAGUGCCUCGGCAACGAGUCGAGCGCCACCUACAUGAGGGACUGGCUGCGCGCCCUGCUCGUCACUGCGCCCGGCCCAGCAACCGGCGCCAGCAGCAGCAGCGGCACUGUCAGCGCCGCGCAGGCCCGCGCCGACGCCUCUCGUGCCAAAUCGAAGCGGCGCAAGCUCGCCGACCGCGCGUCUGGCCCGCGCAUGAUCCAGAAGCGCGUCGACAAGAAGCGGAGGCGGGCGAGGCGCAUCGGCAGCGACGACGACGAGGGCGGCUCCGAGAUGGCCGACUUUAUCGUCGAUGACUCCGAGGAAGAGGAGGCGUGGUUCGACCAGUUCCGGCGCGGGGGUAGCGCCUCGACGGCGGGCGAAACGACCGAGGACGAGGUGGCGGCCCUGGCAAUGUCGCAGGGCAGCGCCUCGGCGCCGACGACGCAGUCGCAGUCGCAGUCGCAGGCGCAAGCGCAAGCGCAGUUGCAACCGAACCCGGGCGCGGCGCCGGUGCAGCCCACGUUUGCAUCUGCGGCGCAUCUCACCAACUGCCUCCUCCUCUCUGGGCCGUCGGGCUCGGGUAAGACCGCCGCAGUGUACGCGUGCGCAGCCGAGCUGGGUUACGAGGUGUUUGAGCUGUUUCCGGGCAUGGGCCGGAGGAGCGGCAAGGACUUGCACAGCGCCGUGGGCGAUCUCGGACGCAACCACAUGGUCUCGAGCGGCGGCACGGGCGGAGGGGCCACCUGGCGCAAGGGAGCGCCGGCUCCAGCCCCGGCCUCGGCGAAGGCGAGCGCUUCCGAAGACGCCCUUGACGGGCCAGGCGAUGCGAGGAAGGGCACCUCGCCGGCGGUUCGGCAGAGCCUGAUCCUCGUCGAAGAGGCUGACGUGCUCUACGAGGACGACAAGGGCUUCUGGACGGCCAUCGUCGAGCUCAUUGCCGAGUCGCGGCGGCCCGUCAUUGUCACGUGCAACGACGCCGCGAUGAUCCCGGCGUCGGACCUGCCGAUCCAGGAGCACCUUGCGUUCCAGCGGGUCGACGCCAGCACGGCCUCGGUGUACCUCCGCCUCCUUGCUGCUGCGUCUCGGGGCGUCCUGCUCGACGAGGCGAGUGCGGCCGAGGUGCUCAGGGAGAGCCGAGACCUCGCGGCGCCGUUGUGCGCGGAUGCGUUUGCGAGGUAUCCUCGUGCCGACGGGCCGGUGCAUCCGGAGAUGCUCGAGCAGUGGGACGAGGUGGUGCGAGAGAGGGCGGAUGGGAAAUGCGAGCAGAGGGUGGACCUGCGGCAGGCCAUCAACCAGCUCUCGUUGGCUCUGUCGGUGGUGCAGCCCGGCAGCGGUGCAGAGCCGGAGCCGGAGCCGAACCUGACGCCAGUGGCCGUGCUCGUGCCCGCGCCGUCGAUGGGAAGCAGCACCGGAGGCGAGCUGAGCGACAUCGCGCAGCUCCGCCUCGAGGCCAGGCGGUACGACCCGCUGUCCUACGUCCACGCGAUGCAGUGGGACGAAGACCCGGAAGCCUACGGCCAGCCACCGCACCUGACGACAGCCGAACAGCAGCUGGCGCCGCACAUGCGCCAGCUCUUCUCGCAGCCGCUGGCGGUACCGCCCCAUCGGCCGGGUAGCUUCCGAUACAUGCCCGACUUUGCCUCGACGGUCAUCGGUCUGGUCGGUGGCGCCGGCAUCGAGGCCGGGUCGGGAUGGGAGCUGGAGCAGAAACGGGCGAAGACGAGCCACGCCAUCGCCACGCUGACGCGGCUACUGCACCCCGCGCCCACCUCGACGGCGCAAUCGACGGCGACCGUACUCGACUAUGCGCCCGCCAUCCGCGCCAUGUCGACAUGGGACGACGCAGAACAGGCCGCCCACAUCGCUGCCGCCACCGCCGCUGCAGCCGAUGGAGAGGGUGGCAGGAGCACGCGCAACUCGACCCGCUUCCUGACGGCCUUUGGAUCCGGACGCGGUGGAGAGUAUGUGCGGUGGUUGCCCUUUGGUCCGCUGGAGACGAGGGCUGUGGCCGUUUCGGGAGGCAGGGCUUUCGCGCGAGACUCGAUGUGA